Molecule: messenger RNA, 1428 nt
Organism: Carcharodon carcharias (great white shark)
Lineage: Eukaryota; Metazoa; Chordata; Chondrichthyes; Lamniformes; Lamnidae
Product: hepatocyte nuclear factor 3-beta-like
Exons: 2
Coding region: 1-1428 (475 amino acids)
Biological process (GO): anatomical structure morphogenesis; cell differentiation; regulation of transcription by RNA polymerase II
Molecular function (GO): transcription factor binding; RNA polymerase II cis-regulatory region sequence-specific DNA binding; protein domain specific binding
Source: RefSeq, a predicted model, not a curated record
AUGCCGAGAGUCACGCCGGGAGCUCCUCAUCAGGUUCACCGAGCUGACCAGAAGCAUUCGGCUCCUGGGCGGGUGUUCCAGAGGCCUGGACGCUCGAGAAAAGUCAUCGCUGCCUUGCAGCUGCUCCACAGCGACAAGGCUUGCUACUGUCUCGAGUGGGAGAUUGAGGCUGUCGCCUUCAAAAUCCAGACCAAUGUUAGUCAGGGCCGUGCGACAGUCCCCACACUAUUCACAGUCUGCCUGACGACUUAUCAAACUGCAGGCAUCAUGAAUCCGGGGAACCCCUACAUCCUCAACGCAAGAUCCCCGGGAGCCACAGCUAUGCCGUAUCUCAAUCCGGGGAUGAGCCACCACCCGCUGUCGGCGAUGGGAGCCAGCCCAGGGGCCCUGAGCGGCAGCAUGGGCUCGGACAUGGCUGUGGUGGGGUCCCCGUCGUGCCCGGGCAUGGGGCAGUUCGGAGGCCAGGGUGGCCUCAUGACGGACAUCGCCCCCUACUGCGACAGGAACCCCGUCCUCAACCCGAGCUACGGGCAGGGGGCCCUGGACCUGCCCGGAGACGCCAAGGCCUACAGACGGAGCUACACGCACGCCAAGCCUCCCUACUCCUACAUCUCGCUGAUCACCAUGGCCAUCCAGCAGUCGGUGCACAAGAUGCUGACGCUGAAUGAGAUCUACCAGUGGAUCAUGGACUUCUUCCCGUAUUACCGGCAAAACCAGCAACGCUGGCAGAAUUCCAUCCGCCACUCCCUCUCCUUCAACGACUGCUUCAUCAAGAUGCCCAGGGCCCCCGAGAAGCCGGGGAAAGGCUCCUACUGGGCCCUGCACCCGGACUCGGGGAACAUGUUCGAGAACGGCUGCUACCUGAGGAGGCAGAAGCGCUUCAAGUGCGAGAAGAAGGGCGCGGCGGCCGCCCCGCCGAAGGACAGCGCGGGGCCUUGUCACGGGAGCCCCGGAGCGAGCGACAAGUCCCCGGCCCGCGGCGCGGAGACCGACUCCUCCCUCGACUCCCCCAGGGAGCAGGGGAGGCCCCUCUACCCGCAGCUGGGAGGGUCGUCCCCCGGAGGCAGCCCAGGGUGCUCGCUGGAGCAGGAGGGCCCGCCCGAUGCCAAGGCCAACUCCCUGGCAGCCUCUCAGCCGUCGUUCCUCUCCCAACUGGCUUCCGACAUCUACCUCAAGCCGGACCCUCACUUCCCCUCCAGCCACCCCUUCUCCAUCACCAACCUCAUGGUGUCCGAGCAUCAGCAUAACAGGAUGGACUUCAAAGCCCACGAGCAGAUGAUGUCUUAUUCGGGCUAUGGGUCUUCGGUGAGCAGCAAUCUAACAAUGAGCUCCAUGUUCCCCAAAACCGCCGGCGACCUCCCGUCCAUCUCCAACGACUCAGCCCACUACCAGUCGCUCUGCUCCCGGCCCAUCCUGAGCUCCAUCUGA